Molecule: messenger RNA, 623 nt
Organism: Phytophthora nicotianae INRA-310
Lineage: Eukaryota; Oomycota; Peronosporomycetes; Peronosporales; Peronosporaceae
Exons: 1
Coding region: 206-424 (72 amino acids)
Source: RefSeq, a predicted model, not a curated record
AGCCACGUACCCACCGGAGACGUACUCGCCUGAGACCACCGCGCCUUCCACCUACCCUCCCGAGACGUACGCACCCGAGACGACGGCUCCUGCUACGUACACCCCGUCGCCGAGUUUGAUCUGCUAUCCAGCACCGUCUCCAACGGAUGCACCGUCCACUUAUUCUCCCUCGGAAGAACCUUCAAACUAUCCUACGGAAACUCCGAUGACUACUGAUGCCCCAACUUACGCUCCAACCUCAACGCCGACUGAAACCCCAGUGGUUACGUACGCACCGACCUACGCGCCAACGCCAACAGUGACAUACAAGCCCACCUCGACUCCCAAGGCGACUAACCCGGCCGGUCAGACGAACCAAUCACCGACCCAGGGCAAUAAGUCGAAGUGGUACCGUCGUCUUGGAGACUUCACGCUGUGGUGGUGAUCACGCCCACAACGGAAUUUCGUCCUGGGUGAGUGCCGAUUGGACCCGGGGAGUACUUGAAUCUGCAUCCGAUGCGUGUUGAUGUUCACUGGUGAUGGCGACGACUCCUACAGCUUACCGCACCAACAAGCUUUGCUUGAUUUCUUCAUUUACUUUAGGGUGAUGCAGUAAUACACGUCUUUCUUAUUUUGACGCAAUA